Opisthorchis viverrini is the source of this 4140-nucleotide messenger RNA. RefSeq lists its product as hypothetical. The coding region runs from base 272 to 3643 and encodes 1123 amino acids. The transcript is spliced from 9 exons. Lineage: Eukaryota; Metazoa; Platyhelminthes; Trematoda; Opisthorchiida; Opisthorchiidae. The record is from RefSeq and is a predicted model, not a curated record.
GCGGCGGCAUGACCACUGCGCACGUGUUCUUGUGUGCAAACUACACUACUUAGUUAUCUGCGUUUCGGUCAGAAUCAACGUCUCUCCUGUAAUCUUACGCUAAAUGCCGUGGUGAAUUGCGUCGACAACACACCCACACACACAUACACAUCAAUCUUGUGGUGGAUUAAUCUGUCAACGGUUUUGCAGCACCUACACAACGGAUCCACAAAAAAGUCCACUGAUUUCCGUGCGCUCUAGGGCUCGGCAAAUAAGUCCCGUCCACUUUGAAAUGGAGUCUGAACCAGUGGUCGCUGAAAUCGAAACGGAACACAUAGAAUCACAGGUUGUAGUGGAGGAUAACUCUAAAAUGGACAGCAGUAUGAUAGAAGCAACAGAACCAGCGGUGCAUUUGGCAGAGCUAAUCAAGGUUGACCAGGUCAACCCUAAUGGUCUGGAGCAGAACGAGGAAGCUGGCUCAUCAAUGACAAACGACAGCUCUUCACACAUUGGCAAACACGAGGAUGAAAUCCACCAAUCUGAAUUUUCGGAUAUAGUUUCUGGCGUGGCUUCCGACGCUCCCGCCGUCUCUCUAAUCCAAGCCGAGAUCGGGGACCAGAAGCCAGUGACAGACACUCCACAGCCAGUGAGUACAAAUGAUGAGACCUCGACAGUGGGACAGUGGGAUGAUGGUGUCCCUGUUCAGCGUGGACUACAGAUGGGUUUGUGCCAAGAUACCCCAAUACAAGAAAAAAAUCACGUGUUUGCUGCAGGUGAACACGCAGUAGAUGUUCCCUUGGUAGUUGCUGCUCAGAAAUCACCGGCUACCAUCACAGUAUGUCCAGAGCUACCAGAAGGAGAGCAAAAUGAAAUCAGCACCAAGUUAUUUGAACGUUUGGUGAAUGGAAUGGAAGUGGAGGUAUCGACUGAACAAAAGGAUGAAGACUUUACUGUUCAAAAAGGACUAGCAGUAGCGCAAGCUGGACAGCUAGAAGUGGACCACUCAGACCUCAUACUUCGUGAAACUGACGAAGCGGAUAAAGAGGUCUUACCGGUAGUAACAAUCGAUCCUAUUUCUGGUGAAGAAAUAGCAGCUGAGCUGCCAAAACCCCCAGAAGAACCGGUGGUCAUGGAGCAAGAGACACAACCAGAAGUUGAGUCUGGCUUGAAAAAAUCCAUAUCUACUAGCUCUUUAGAGAAAGCCGCAAAUGGCCAAAAAAAGAAACGUCGACGGUUCCACUUCAGUUUUCACCGAGGCAAAGAUGUUAGACAUCAGGAAACCAAGAAGGAAGACUCCCUCGAUCGGACAAGCGAAAGAUUUUUCGGAACGAACGUUAAACAUGUUUGGGAAAAUCUUUCAAAAAGCCUCAAACGGAAAGAAAAACCAGCUGCAACGGUAAAGGUGAAAACACGACCACCAAGACCCCCACCUGUAUCUGCGAGAGUUGAUGGGAAAUUCCAAAUUCAGGGGGAUGAACUGGACCAGCAAUCACUCCGAUCACUUUCGGGAGUGUCUAUUUCGAAUAGUCCGGUAGUCGCGCGGAAACAUUUGAUCCAAGAAGCCUUGCCUGAUUUUAUGGAAGCUCUGCCCGCCAGCUCUAUGGAGGUAUCAGUCGGGGGAUACAACAACAAGGAGAACCACGCAACCGACAUGCAUGUACAACAGGGGAAAAUGUUUUCUUGGAACGCUUCUCAGAUUGCCGGGACGCCGGCAUCGGAAGCGGCGAUUCAACCAACGCAAAGACAGCACCCAUACUACGCUGCAGAUUUUGGUGUACUUCGUGGUAGUGGAAGCCAUCCAUCGCCGAAACCACCACGCCCCACGUCACCUCCAACGUUGUCUCCCUUGGAUUACCAACCCUAUCAUUCGGAAGAUGGCUUAUCCCAAUCUGAUAUAGUGCAGAGACGGCUAAACCUAGUGAAUGCAAUGACGCCAUCAGGAAGUGAAGUGAAUGUACACGUUCGUGGAUCAGUCACUGGUGCACGAACACCCAGCAGUCAGGUAUCCGGAGAUGUGCGACCACUGGCGACCAGUUUGGACAGACGUCAACAGAUGGGAAUCGAGUACCGUGCUCCAACAAACGUACGGAGGGCACAAACUCUUCGGACAGAUUAUGCCAACCGGUUGCGUGAACGAGUGCUCAGUCUGCGCGUGGAGCCAGGAGAAACGCAAGGCGAUGGGGGUACAUUAAGACCCCGCAAGCUUCGAACGAAGAAAGAAACCUACGUAUGCAGUGACACGAUCAAAUUUCCAAAACUAUCUUUUAAACUUAGUAAAAGACAAAAGGAAAAAUCGCCGGCCCUGGUACAUUCAGAAAAAAUAGACAUGGUCAUUCCUCGGCCUCAACCAAACUUCGUAUCCAGCGCACCAGAUGCUCAACGAUUUUGGGUGCAACAGCAGAUUACCAAUAAUUAUGAGCCCGAGGUGUGCAAGUCUGAGGGCUUCCUGGCAAGUCGUCCCCCGCUGAAAACUGGUCCGCAGCUUACCAGCUUAGUUUCAAUGGCGGGGAAACACUACGGGGAUGCAAACUUCCAGGUGAUUUCAGAGGACAGCGCCGCACAGGAAUAUGAUUUAAAAACGACAACAUAUAUCAGUGGGGAGAUCAGAGGUCAGUUGGAACAAAAAACGGAGGUUGAACAACUUCAGGAGGCGCUGAGACACACACAAACAUUCCUUGUAGCGUGGGAUUCUCAGAAUGAGUCGCAGCAGACCUCACCCGACAACCUGGCACACAUUGCUGAGUGUAUUGGUUCGUUUCUGAACACAUGCAUUCGACUUCGUUCGGCUGAUCUACAAGGACAUUUCGCUCCAUUCCAGUAUCAAUUGGCCUCGUUUGAAACACGAUGCUGGAGAAAUGUUGCAAGAUUUAUCAACUGGAACAAUUUACUCGUGAUCGGCGGACCAAGUGGGACGACAGAAUACAUACAGAUUGCUCCUGCUCCGUCUACCAAGCUUGAAAUCUUUUGCACAUAUCGUUGUGUGGAUAUAAUGCUAACCAACUGGCUAGAUCGCCAUCAUACAAAUCCGCAAUUAGUCCACUGUUGUCGCAGCGAACCGUCAAAAAUUGCGUACCAGCCUAUUUACUUCGUCUCCAACUUGGCAAAACUUGUCAGCAUCAAUCCAUUUUCCAGCCACCCUCUCAAUACUUUGUUUCAACUUGGUCUUCGUCUAGCAGUAUUGCUUACAUACGACAGCUGCCUAACUGAAAUGUGUUCGUACCAGAGUUUGAAGCCCGUGACAAAACUGGAGGAGAUUAUUCUUGGAUGGUCGACGUCCAACUGUGUCGCAAUGUUUCAUUUAGAGGAACAAACCAAGGAACCUUCACCGCCACCACCACCUAACCCUUCUACGGCAGAUGAAGGUCUGAUGGAAGACGGAGUCCCACUCAAUGUGCACGAGGGUACGACACUAGAAAAUGGCAUGCCAGUAGCUGAACUCCAAAAGCCUGAUGAACCGCAGCCCGUCGUAGAUGAUCUUGUGAAGGAGCUGUGUCCAGAAUACAACUCCGUCGAAAGCGCCAUCGAUGGGCUAAUUAACAAGGUGUAUGAGACUGUGACAGAACAGCUGAAUCCUAAUGGUAUUGGAUGCUGCCUCCUGAAAUCUGUUGCGCCUCCGGAUUGGUUUGCCAUGCUUGUUGCCAGGAUAGCAGUGAACAAAAUUUGAUACAAACCUAAUUGCCUACACUCCCGCAAAAUUAUCAGCAACACUAUCGUCCGCAUAAAAGAUGACCAAUGAACAAUACCAGUUGGCUGUUCCGAUUUCAAAAGAUAUGCCUUUGCUUUUCGUUUCCACACUUCCUCAUCUGUACCGACAACACAUUUUAUUCCUUCGUUUGCUUUUUUUCGGUAUGUCCUUAAACAUGUUUUGUCUACUUGGAAAAGCUACCCUUGUGGUUAUCUGGGCAAAAGAAUGUAGAAUGGCUAUUUGGCUUUGUUUUAUUACGCUGGCUGACCUUCACAUGGAGGAUUGAGCUUCAGUUGAUGCAAGUCUUGUCCAAUUUUUCUCCACCUAGUCCACACAGGCCUAUUUCGGCUUUCCCGGCUUCUCUGUAGUAUUUAUUUUUGAAUCCAAAAUAAAGACUGCUCUUGAUAUGUGACCUACUAAAUUGCUCUAACCCAUGUGACCGAAAAUUAAAUUAAAAAAACAAAAACAUUCAGGAU